Closterium sp. NIES-65 is the source of this 399-nucleotide messenger RNA. The record is from the annotation of a GenBank genome assembly. NCBI's taxonomy places the organism in Eukaryota, Viridiplantae, Streptophyta, Zygnematophyceae, Desmidiales, Closteriaceae.
AUGGACGUACAGUGGACGUGGACGUGGACGUGGACAUGGACGUGGACGUGGACGUGGACGUGUACGUGGACGUGGACAUGGACAUGGACGUGGACGUGGACAUGGACGUGGACGUGGACGUGGACGUGGACGUGGACGUGGACAUGGACGUGGACAUGGACGUGGACGUGGACGUGGACGUGGACAUGGACGUGGACGUGGGACAUGGACGUGGACGUGGACAUGGACGUGGACGUGGACGUGGACGUGGACGUGGACUUGGACGUGGACAUGGACGUGGACUGGACGUGGACGGGACGUGGACGUGGACGUGGACGUGGACGUGGACGUGGACGUGACAUGGACAUGGACGUGGAUGUGGACGUGGACGUGGACGUGGACGUGGACGUGGACGUGUGA